Messenger RNA from Calliphora vicina (urban bluebottle blowfly), 2157 nucleotides. RefSeq lists its product as uncharacterized. NCBI's taxonomy places the organism in Eukaryota, Metazoa, Arthropoda, Insecta, Diptera, Calliphoridae. Bases 604 to 2157 code for a protein of 517 amino acids. The record is from RefSeq and is a predicted model, not a curated record. The transcript has a single exon.
CGGAAAAAUAAAUAAAAUUAUAGUAGACAAUGAACUCGGAUUCAAGGCUAUACCAAUGCAACAAUUCUUAAAGGACGAAAACAUAGAAAUCCAUUAUAAUUCUAACAGUAAUCACACAUCAAACGCAGACAUCGAACGACUACACAAUACCAUUAAUGAACACAUACGUUUACUAAGACACGACAGCAGAAAUAAAGACGAAACUAUGGAAGACAAAAUGACAAGGAUAAUAGGGUUCGACAAUAAUACAAUACACAGCACUACAGGAAUUAAACCGAUUGAUUUCCUAAAUGGUAAAAUUCAUGAAGACAAAUAUAAGGAAAUUCACGAUCUAAUAAACCAGAAAAAGGAGAAAUAUAUACAGAAAUUGAAUGAAUCUAGAAAAGAUAUAGAAUUAGAAGACGGAACAAAUUAUAUUAAAGAGAUAAGGGGUGGUAAGAAUCACACAAAAUAUAGGAAAGUUAACGCAAAUAAGAUAGAUAAUGACCACUUACAAACUGUAGAAACUGGACACAAAUAUUACAAAACCCAUGUUAAACCUAGAAAAAAAUAUCAAGACAGAAAUAACCCAACUAUAAUAUCUACAAAAUAAUUUAUUUUCAGAUGUCGACUUGGAUCAUAAUAUUUACAUUAAUCAUGACAACUAAUGCACAAUACUUAGAUAUUCAAGACUUGACAAACAAUAAUGGAUAUAUCCCAAUCAAACUCGAUGAAAUUAGUCCAAUAAAAACAUAUUCUAAGAUAAUUCACAUUAUUAACAUUACCAUGUAUGAGGAAACCCUUAGAUUAAUUACUGAUAAUGUAGCGAUACUUAAAACAACCACGACAGAUACAAAAACAUUAAUGGACACUGUUGACAAAAACUUUGCGAUACUUAAAGCCAAAAUUGCUAACUUAAACCCACAAUUUAGAAGAAAACGAGGACUAGUUAAUUUGUUAGGAAAAGGUUUGAAAAUUAUAACAGGAACAAUGGAUAACGAAGACGAAGAACAUAUAAAUUAUUCAUUAAAACAACUUUAUGAGAACAAUGGACUCUUGACCAAUACUAUACAUAACUUAACUCAGAUAAAUAACUUCUUUUCGGAUCAGAUCAAGAAUAUAACAGAUCAUAUCAACACACAACAAUUUCGUGUGGGGAAAUACUUGAAGCAAUUUAAGAACAUUUUUCAAAAUAAAAUAGCAACAUUAGAAGACGAAAUAUUGUUCAUGCAACACAUUUACCAGAUUAAUAAUGAUAUAGCACUUUUACGUAAUCAUAUCGAUGACAUUGGACAAGUGGUAUUUUCAAGUAAAUUAGAAAUUAUUCCAACAGACAUUUUGACCCCAAAAGAAAUGGACCUUAUAACAGACUUUGACAGUUACGUUAAUAUAAAAACUUCCGUUGCUUUACAUGAUGGAAAUAUAUUAUUAAUUUUUAAGAUACCAUUAUAUUCAGAGAACAAACUUAGUAAAAUUACUUUCGAACCGAUUCCAGAUCCUAAAAAUAAAACAAUAGCUUUAGAAACAUAUACAGUACUUAUUGACCAUAACAAGAAUAUUUAUCAAUCAAUUUUUGAAGAUAAUUUGGAGAAAAAUUUGAUUAAAAUUGAAAAUAAAUGUAUACAGAAUAUUUUAGAAUAUAAGGAAGCAAAUUGUUUAAUGAAGAAUUUUGAAAUCGAAGAUGUAACGGAAAUACUUCCAGGAUUAUUAAUAUUUAAAAAUUAUGAACAAAUUGUUAACCAUAACUGUAACAACAAUAAUAAACUGCAAAUAAAAGGAACCUUUUUGAUAAAAUUUGAGAAUUGUAAAAUUAUAACUGAAAACAAAAAUUUUACUAAUGUUAAUUUAAGAAUUAAAGAUAAAAUAAUCCUUCCAAACAUUAUAACUAAAAUUAAGAGUAAUGAAAAUGUAACUAUUACUGAUUUCAAACUAGAAACAAUAUAUCUUAAACAAAUAAAGUAUGAAGAAAAUCUUAACAAUAUACUGUAUCAUGAUAAGAAAACAAAAACUAUAAGUUUUAGUAUUGAUAUUGUAAUCAUUUUAUGUAUUAUUAUCCUAAUAAUUAUAUACAUAUUAAGACCAAAACAAAUAUUUAAUGUUUCGUCGGAGCCUCAAGCUAACGGUGGGGGUGUUAUAAUGUCUCCCAUUAUUCCCCUAACACAAGCCAACAUAAUAUGA